AUGUCCACAAUGGAUCGGAAGAUCAUCGAUUUAGAUAUAGGAUGGACCUAUAUGCAGAAGGGAAUUACUAAGCUGAAGAGAAUUCUUGAAAGAUUACCAGAACCUCCCUUCUGCUCUGAGGAAUACAUCAUGCUAUACACAACCAUUUAUAAUAUGUGCACUCAGAAGCCACCUAAUGACUUCUCACAACAGCUUUACGACAAAUACAAGGAUGCAUUUGAUGAAUAUAUUAAAAUCACUGUUUUGCCAUCUCUAAGAGAGAAACAUGAUGAGUUCAUGUUGAGGGAACUGAUAGAAAGAUGGUUAAAUCAUAAGGUCAUGGUUCGGUGGCUUUCACGGUUUUUUUUCUAUCUUGAUCGCUACUUCAUUGCCCGACGCUCCCUGCCUGGACUGAGGGAAGUAGGGCUCAUCUGCUUCCGUGAUUUGGUUUAUAUGGACAUUCGAGCCAAUACUAGGAAGGCUUUGAUAACACUUAUUGAUAAGGAACGUGAGGGUGAACAAAUUGAUAGAUCAUUGUUGAAAAAUGUUAUUGAUAUAUUUGUUGAGAUUGGUUUGGGCGAAACAGAUCAAUAUCAAAAGGAUUUUGAGGUACAUAUGCUUCAGGAUACUGCUGCUUACUACAAAAGUAAGGCUACAGACUGGAUUGAGAUUGAUUCCUGCCCAGAUUAUAUGCUUAAGGCUGAGGAUUGCUUGAGAAGGGAGAGGGAUAGAGUGGCUCAUUAUUUACACUAUAGCACUGAGCAGAAAUUGAUAGAGAAAGUGCAACACGAGUUGCUGGUGACUCAUGCAAAUCAAUUACUUGAGAAAGAGAACUCUGGUUGCCGUGCCUUACUUAGAGAUAACAAGGUGGAUGAUCUCUCUCGGAUGUAUAGGCUUUACCAUAAAAUACCUAAAGGCUUGGAUCCUGUUGCUAAUGUAUUCAAGCAGCAUAUUACAGCUGAGGGUACUGCAUUGGUCCAACAAGCUGAAGAAGCUGCUAGCAAUCAGGUCCUAGUCAGAAAGUUCGUAGAGCUCCAUGACAAAUAUAUAGCAUUUGUUAAUGACUGUUUUAUGAAUCACACAUUGUUCCACAAGGCAUUAAAGGAAGCAUUUGAGAUAUUCUGCAAUAAAACUGUUGCUGGUAGUUCCAGUGCUGAGCUAUUAGCUACAUUCUGUGACAAUAUCCUUAAGAAAGGUGGAAGUGAGAAGCUCAGUGAUGAAGCAAUUGAAGAAACCCUUGAGAAGGUAGUCAAGUUGCUCGCAUAUAUCAGUGAUAAGGACCUCUUUGCAGAAUUUUACAGGAAGAAGCUUGCCCGAAGAUUACUUUUUGACAGGAGUGCCAAUGACGACUAUGAAAAGUGUAUUUUGACGAAGUUAAAGCAGCAGUGUGGCGGCCAGUUCACAUCAAAAAUGGAGGGAAUGGUGGUAGAUUUGGCAUUGGCUAGGGAUAAUCAGAUGAAAUUUGAGGAAUAUCUCCGUGAUAACUCACAUGCAAACCCUGGAAUUGACCUGACAGUAACUGUUCUUACCACAGGAUUUUGGCCUAGUUAUAAGUCUUAUGAUCUCAACCUUCCCUCAGAGAUGAUCAGGUGCUUGGAAGUUUUUAAGGGGUUCUAUGAAACAAAGACAAAACAUAGAAAACUUACUUGGAUUUACUCACUGGGAACAUGCCAUGUCAUUGGCAAGUUUGAAGUAAAAAACAUUGAACUAGUUCUGGCAACCUAUCCGGCUGCUGCCCUACUCCUAUUCAACGAUGCUGAUAGGUUGAGCUAUUCAGAGAUUAUGACUCAAUUGAACUUGGCCCAUGAAGACAUUGUUAGAUUGCUCCAUUCCCUGUCAUGUGCGAAAUAUAAGAUACUUGUGAAAGAGCCAAACAAUAAAGUUAUAUCUGAAAAUGACGUCUUUAAGAUCAACUACAAAUUUACGGAUAAAAUGAGAAGGAUAAAGAUCCCUCUACCACCAGCCGAUGAAAGGAAAAAGGUAAUUGAAGAUGUUGACAAAGAUAGGCGAUAUGCCAUUGAUGCAUCAAUUGUGCGAAUUAUGAAGAGUAGGAAAGUUUUGGGUCAUCAACAACUAGUUUUGGAGUGUGUUGAGCAGUUGGGCCGCAUGUUCAAGCCUGAUAUCAAAGCAAUCAAGAAGAGGAUCGAAGAUCUCAUCACUCGGGAAUACCUGGAAAGGGACAAAGAUAAUCCAAACAUCUUCAGGUAUCUGGCGUGA
This is a messenger RNA of Sphenostylis stenocarpa, 2196 nucleotides long. The record is from the annotation of a GenBank genome assembly. Lineage: Eukaryota; Viridiplantae; Streptophyta; Magnoliopsida; Fabales; Fabaceae.